Bactrocera neohumeralis is the source of this 1292-nucleotide messenger RNA. RefSeq lists its product as uncharacterized. The transcript is spliced from 3 exons. The record is from RefSeq and is a predicted model, not a curated record. NCBI's taxonomy places the organism in Eukaryota, Metazoa, Arthropoda, Insecta, Diptera, Tephritidae. Bases 381 to 1178 code for a protein of 265 amino acids.
GGAGGAAGUAAUUGCCAAUUCAAUUCAUCGUUUGGCGGCGGAAGCUUGACGUGUGACUGGGUUGCCGAAGCGCAUUAACAAUAUUCUGUACUGCGCUAUCAGACGAACUGCUUUAGCGAUCGCCAGCCAAGACAACAACCAUAACUUGAUGGUAAUGCAGUGAGCAAUGUCUUUGGACGACGGUUGCCAUUUAAGAUAGCAAACUGUUGGCAUUUAUUGCAAAGUGGCAAUAUCGCAGUUGCUCAGUUUUACAUGCCACAUGACUUGCGACAAAAUGGCAACUAUGCGAGACUGUUUUCAGUGGCAUCCAUGGCGAUUUGUCGCAAAUCACAAACAGCUGUUGAUUCAUAACACGCAUUUGGGAUUUUUUUACAAUAAAAAUGAAAGAGAAAAAACGCGCGCGCAUAAACGGCACUUUUCGCUGGAGAGAACAGCAAACGAUAGACUUGCUUACGAUUGUCGCGGACAAGGUGAAGGAUAAUCCAGACCUAUUUGAGAAACCAACUGCACAAAAAUUUUACGAACGGAUUGCGGAAAGCGCGCCAAACUUAAAACACAUAAAAUGGGAUAUUAUGCGCACCAAAAUGCGGCAUCUCAAAACUAGUUUUAUAUCCGCACUCAAGUGGAAAGAGCAGCAUGACGCAGGCUUACUUGAGAAUGGCGAUGUUAUAGAGUACAUAAAAAGGAUGUGUCCAUUUUACGAUGAGCUGCACGCAAUAUUUCGAGAGCGCAUAAAUAUCCAACCAUCAUUCAUCUUUCAGUCCACAGAGUCUGUAUCAUCGUUGGAGCACAAUGAAGCGGAGCAUAAUGAAACGGAGCUGAGUAUAGCGUUAGACAUGGACGCAACUACUUCGAGCACAUUAGCCAGUGCGACCGAUACACUACCGCAGGCAUCUUCAGAGAAUAUAGUCGAUUCGUCCGCUAUUUUCAAACCGACCAAUGUCACCACACCGAAAAUUUAUUUGAAGAGACCACGCGACAGCUCGAGCUCAUUUGCCUUACUAUACGAAAUUCAGAAGAAUUUAUUAGAAUUAGAAAAACAAAAACUCGAUUUCGAAAAAGAAAAAGAGGCAAACAGUUUCAAAUUACAGAAACUAAGAUUGGAGAAGGAAGAAAGAGUCGAAAUGGAAAAAAUCAGACUGGAACAUGAGCGCUUGAAAAGCUUAAAUAGCUCAUGAGGUGCCAAAAUCUGUUAUAUUCGUAAUAUUAUUUGAUAUGUGAUUGAAAAUGAAAAUGAUUCAAAUUAAAAAAAUAAAUAUUUUGGAUAGUUAUAUCACAAUUUAUAAGUUAAA